GGUCGAAGGCAAACUGUCAUGUCUGCUGAAUUGUCAGCUAAGUCGUAAUAAGAACUCAAAGUGAUUUCUUAUUCACUGCUCCGAAUAACCAUUCACUUAAACGUGAUUUAUACUUAGUAACAGACUUCUGCUGUCAUAUCCGCGCGAAUUUAAUGAGCAGCGCGUGCAAGAGGUCUGAGGAUACUGUCUUGGAUUGUUGUGGAGGACUCAACAACGUGGAUUACUCCAAGGUGGACAUGUCCGUCCUGUCCGAUGUCUUCCAGCUGGUGGACCUGCUGGAACCGAGGUUUUGUGUUGCUGUGAUUGCCAUAAUAUUCAACCCGUUCUUCUGGAAUGUGGUGGCUCGAUGGGAGCACAGGACUCGAGGGCUCACUCGGAUGUUUGGGAGUCCCCAUGUGGCCUGCUACAGCCUAGCCACAUCUAUUCUGCUUCUCAAUGUCUACCGAAGUCACAGCAUCACCGUGGCGAUAAAAGGCCAGCCCAAGUGUGCGAUGAUGGACAGGUGGGAACUGUUCCAGGUGGGAGUGGCUGUCAUGGCAGCCGGCUCUCUGCUCGUCCUCAGCAGCUUUGUGGCACUGGGAAUUACAGGAACAUUCCUGGGUGAUUACUUUGGAAUCCUGAUGGAGAAGAAGGUCACUGGCUUCCCGUUUAACGUCAUGGAGAACCCCAUGUACUGGGGCAGUACACUCAACUACCUGGGCCUGGCCCUCAUGAAUGCCAGUCCAGUUGGUGUUGUACUGACUGUAGUGGUUGCUGUGACUUACAAGGUUGCCAUCACAUAUGAAGGACCUUUUACAGAGGAAAUCUAUCGGCAGAGAGCACUGUGCUGCAAACACAAAUGAAGCGUGAUGACAGUGACUCUGGGACUGACCAAUCAUCUGUUUGGCUCAGACCCAAACAGAUUUGCCAGGACAAAGCCACAUAGGGGCCACACCUGCCUAAUUAGCUGCUGUCAUGGACGUGUGUGUGUGUGUGUGUGUUUGUGUGUGUGCGUGCGAGCGAGCGAGCGAGAGAGAGAGAGAGAGAGAAAGUGCGCAAGUUCAUCCAGCUGUCCACCAUCUCACAUCCGGAGUUCCCUGCCUGCACCUUCUGUUCCGGAACCCCGGAUGGAACACCAAGAAGGACCCAAAGCCAUCCCCUGCCCUUCUGAAUCAUUCCGUGAUCAAAUCCGAGUGUGUCACAGUCUGUUUAACCUUUGAUGGUAAUUUUGAUACCACAGUCCACUUUCUCUCACCUUUGAGAAGCAAUCAAACAACUACCCCAAGGUUCCGGUGUAUCUACAGACGAACAUUCUUUUGUAGAGGCACCUCACAGUCAAAAUGUACUAAAUCAUCAAUGGUCAACAAAGCAGUUCUUAAUUAAG
This is a messenger RNA of Alosa alosa (allis shad), 1363 nucleotides long. RefSeq names its product phosphatidylethanolamine N-methyltransferase (gene pemt). Gene Ontology annotation, biological process: phosphatidylcholine biosynthetic process. The transcript has 7 exons. The coding region runs from base 153 to 842 and encodes 229 amino acids. Lineage: Eukaryota; Metazoa; Chordata; Actinopteri; Clupeiformes; Clupeidae. Gene Ontology annotation, molecular function: phosphatidylethanolamine N-methyltransferase activity. The record is from RefSeq and is a predicted model, not a curated record.